GCCGACGAGUGCACGUACACGUUUGUCGCGUUCCGAACACGACCGCUAAUACCGCGACUUCGACGAUACCUUGUGAUAUUUGGAUUGUUACGAUUUUUAAGUGCAUUGUGAUUACGUUUUAUGAACUAUUUUUGAAGACUUUCUUUAAGUGUUUGUGAAUAUUGUGCAAGAUGCUCGUGGAGGACUCUCAGACUACUCGGGCUCUCAUGACCAAGAAGUACGCACAUUGUCCGCUGAAGAAGCGACCUGUGCUGGUUCGGGAGGAGCGGCCAGCGACACCGCCCACUACACCGCCUCACCCCGCCCACCUGGCCACGCGACUGUACUACGAUUAUCAUUGUGAUACAGAAAACGAUGAACCCCAAAAUCUUAGCACAAAACCAGAAGACCUUUCUAAAACUGGCAACUACCCAAGUAAAGCGUCUUCUCCGGUUUCAACGACAGCAGUAAAGGUGGAACCUCGCGAGUGGCCCCAACAACAACUUGAAUAUUUGGCUGCGUGCCGCGCUCGCCUAGAACCUGCGCCAGCCGAACUGGCACGCCCUACACCACAGUACGCCUACCUACCACCCAUCUACGCACCCUACCCCCUGGAAGAGUUAUACCCAGCAGCUCCUUCACUAUCCCCACCGGCGCACCCGCAACUCUACGCUCACCAUUAUUCCCCCGCCUCACCACCGUCAUCAGUGUCACCACCACCUUGUCCAGAAGACUUACGCUCACCUGGCUCGGUCUCCUCCGACUCUGGAAUAUCCGUGUCAGCACCUCGUCGCCCUCGUUACCAAUGUCCAGAUUGUGCUAAGUCCUAUUCAACAUACUCUGGACUAUCCAAACAUCAACAAUACCACUGCGCGGCGGCUGAGGGAAGUCUUGCAAGGAAAUCAUUCAGUUGUAAAUAUUGUGCUAAAGUGUACACAUCUCUUGGAGCUCUUAAGAUGCACAUUCGGACUCACACACUGCCUUGUAAAUGUCACCUCUGCGGCAAAGCAUUCUCCAGACCGUGGCUGUUGCAGGGUCACAUCCGCACCCAUACAGGGGAAAAGCCAUUCUCUUGCCACCAUUGUCGCCGCGCUUUCGCCGACAGAUCGAACUUGCGCGCUCACCUGCAAACUCACUCAGACGUUAAAAAGUAUUCCUGCUCGGGAUGUGGAAAAACAUUCUCUCGCAUGUCUUUGCUAAGCAAGCACUUAGAGGGAGGGUGUGGAGUGCCCGGCGCAUCCCCGUACGAAUACCGACCGGAGGCUAUGCCCACAUCACACCAGCCCCUUCCUCCAUCAGCUCCCGUACAUGCCUAUUGAAAAGACUGAGCCUCGCAGGAUCCUCGAUCUCUUAUUUAGCUGUAUCACUUUGUAAUUGUUAGCAUUUGCUUACAGACGCUCUAGUAGAAUAAGUAUUUAAUUAAAUUAUUUUUGUAAAUGUUUUAAAUCUCAACUGUGUGUAAAUUUGUAUUUUGUCGUUUGAUGUUUAGGGGACCAAUGUAAAUUUAGACUUUAGUAAGUUAGAUAAGUUAUUCUAAGUUUAUAUUCAGUCGCGUAAACCGUGACUUUGCUAGUCAUAUGGCAUUUGCCGAGUGUCAUACACUUACUAAAAUUAUAUUUGUAUCCUAAGCCAUGUACAAAGUGCCUUAAGUAUAAAUGAUUAAUAUAUUCUGAAGAAAAGUAUAACAUUAUGCUAUUAUUUUAAUGUACUCUAUUAAAAUAAUACUUAUAAAUGAGGCUAUAGUUAUGCCGAUGGUCGAAUUGCGUUCCUUUCUGUUACCUCUAUAUGCAGAAAAUUAAACAU
Spodoptera litura is the source of this 1782-nucleotide messenger RNA. RefSeq lists its product as uncharacterized. Gene Ontology annotation, biological process: regulation of DNA-templated transcription. Gene Ontology annotation, molecular function: DNA-binding transcription factor activity, RNA polymerase II-specific; RNA polymerase II cis-regulatory region sequence-specific DNA binding. The record is from RefSeq and is a predicted model, not a curated record. Lineage: Eukaryota; Metazoa; Arthropoda; Insecta; Lepidoptera; Noctuidae.